Molecule: messenger RNA, 2633 nt
Organism: Panicum virgatum (switchgrass)
Lineage: Eukaryota; Viridiplantae; Streptophyta; Magnoliopsida; Poales; Poaceae
Product: putative F-box protein At1g67390
Exons: 6
Coding region: 1001-2422 (473 amino acids)
Molecular function (GO): protein binding
Source: RefSeq, a predicted model, not a curated record
CGCAGAAUCCGCCGGCGCCACGCCUCCCUGAGGCUCCCGCCGCAGUUGCCCUCCAGCGCCCAGCACCGGGCGAGGCCGGCCGCCGCGGGCACGGGCGCGGGCGACCCCGGCCGCCGCCGGCGCGGGCGAGCUCGGCCCCGGCCUCUUCCACUGUGCCUCACCCGUCCUAUCCUCGCCGCUGUGGCCGCCACUGCUCCGUCCUGACCCCGCGCUCGCACCAUCCCCGGCGACUCAUCCACGCCCCGCUCCAUCCUCACCCAGGCGUCGCCUUCGUCGUCGUCCGUCUCCACACUGCCCGCGUCCCUCCGGCCUCGGCGCGUCACACGCUGCGGCCGCGCUGUCGUGGACCUCGCCGUCUCACUCCACGCUCGCCACAGGCCGCCCCGCCCCCUGCUCGCCUACCGCGUCAUCAGCGCCUCCGGCUUCGGUGUAAUUUGGGGGCUAUUGCGGUUGCUGGAGCUCUCUAAACGGAAUCGAUGAGAGGAGGAGUCGGAAAAGGCGCAAACACUUCGUAUAUCCAAUAUAAAGUAAUCCGCAUCUCUCCCUCUCCGGUUCCCGUCCCGUCCCCUAUCUGCCGCUCGCAAGCCUCGCAUCCGCUCGCAAAGGGCGCCGCCUCCGCCUAGCGAAUUCGAGACUUCCGGAGAUUGGGCCGCCUGGGUGAGCCGCGCCAUCCUGCCGGCAUCACCUGCUCCCUUUCGCUGCGGCGUCGCUGCUCACCGGUGGCUGGCCGUCGGUGGUCUUCCAGAUCCACGCUUACAUUUGAAGCUUCCACACAAAAUCGGAAGCUUCGCUUCACUCGGCCCUCGUCCUCCGCCGCCUUAGCCGCCCCUGCCGCCUCCGUUUAGAGCUGCUCUCGAUUCGUCCCGCCCAGAUGUCUGUGAAUGCUGUUGGGUUCUCUCUCCCCUCUCUGGGUGUGGGUGUGACAGGAACAGGACGCGUUUGCCGUGUUGAGGUGCCGGGCCCUUUCUGUCUGCAGUGCAGCGACUAAUAAGGCUUUAUUAUGAGUAUUAGCAUUUUAGCCAGAAAGGAAGACAUGGAGACUAGGAAUUGUCCAGCAAAGAGAAAAAGAUUGAUGCUUAGUAAACAGACAGACUUAUAUGGGAUUAAUUUCUUGUCACUUCCUGAGGACAUUGUGUCACGGAUUAUAGAAGGCAUAACCUUGAAGGAAGCUGUCCGGAUGAGUAUCGUAUGCAGCAAAUUGAGAAAAUCCUGGAUUUACCAUCCUAAUCUUGACUUUGAUAUUUCGACAGUGCCUGCAAGCAGUCGACAUAAUAUAAUGCAGGGCCUUAAGAGGUUUAUUGACACAGUCAAUUUUGUCCUAAGGGAACACAGUGGAUUAGCUUUGAACAGAUUGGCUGUUAACUUUCAAUUGCAUAAGGAACAUGCAAAUGAUAUUGAUGGAUGGGUUUCCUUUGCUAUCUCAUCGAAGGCAAGGGUUGUGGUGCUCAAUUUUUCUCCAUAUCUGGGACAACAUGAAAAUAACUAUAGCUUCCCAUGUCAUCUUUUUAACAACCAAAAUUCAUCUCACCUUCAGGUCCUUCGACUUGAUAGUGUUACCUUGGAUCCAAGUCGAGAAUUUUGUGGCUUUUCAAAUCUUACAACACUUGCUCUGGUGCAUGUGCUUAUAUUGCAAGAUUUGCAGUACUUUUUAUUGAGAUGCCCUUUACUGGAGUGCCUAACCAUCCGACGGUGUCCCGAGCUACAUAAUUUACAUGCUACUCAACCAUUGCAGUGUUUGAAAUUUCUGUGUGUCCAAGAUUGUGCUAUCCACAGGAUUGAUUUGCAUGCCCCCAAUCUCACAUUGUUUGAGUACAGAGGUGGUUCAAAAGUGCUUUUUGCACUUAACGAAUGCCUGAAGCUGAAGGCAGCAACUGUUGCAUUUUGUGUUGAGGACAACGUUGGAUAUGUUUUUACUGAAAUUCCAAAGGGAUUGCCUCAUAUUGAGACUCUACGUGUUGAAGUGAUUGUGAAAACUCAGAUACAUGGAUUUAUGAAGGCUCCUCUCAGAUUUAUGCAUUUAAGGAAUUUGAUCAUGGACAUAACCUUUGGAUAUGCUAAACGAUUGAGUAAAAAUGCAGUCCUUCAAUUAGCUUAUCUGUUGGAAGCAGCUCCCUUUUUGGUGAACCUACAUGUGGAUAUGUGCUGUGCAUUUUGUAGUGAGCGCCGCCCUAAAAAAGACGUGAUUGCGGAUCACCCUCACCAUAACCUGAAGGAUGCCUGCAUAACCGGUUUUAAUGGCAAUGGAGGCCAAGUUGCGCUGGUAAAAUAUAUCCUUCGCAAUGCAAUACGACUGAAGCGUAUGGCUGUAGAUCCGAGAAGAAAAAUACUGGGGGCAAUGGUAGAAGAAUUUGAAGGCCGGAUGUUAGCUGAGUCCGAACUGGUGCCGCAUGACAGGAAUGGCGUGCUGACAAUUUUGGGGUGAUACCUAUGUUUAUAAUUUAUGGCCAUUCGACAAGCCUUCGAUUAUGAUUUGUAUAAGGAGUCUACUAGCAUGUAUGAAUAAUCACAAGAUAAUUCUGAGUUACUGCUGACUGUUAUGCAGACAUAAUACAUCUCGGAUCAGUAGCAUGUAUGAACGAGAACAUGACAAUAAUUAUCAUCAACAAUUCGGGGACAUGACAUUCCCUGUGGCC